Messenger RNA from Rhododendron vialii, 2381 nucleotides. RefSeq names its product probable inactive receptor kinase At2g26730. NCBI's taxonomy places the organism in Eukaryota, Viridiplantae, Streptophyta, Magnoliopsida, Ericales, Ericaceae. Gene Ontology annotation, molecular function: protein kinase activity; ATP binding; protein binding. Gene Ontology annotation, biological process: protein phosphorylation. The record is from RefSeq and is a predicted model, not a curated record. Bases 230 to 2170 code for a protein of 646 amino acids. The transcript has 2 exons.
CAUGUCCACCUGCCUGCCGGCCUCUGAUAUUUAAAUUUUCCUCCGGGCCUUUUUCGUUUCUUUGGCCAUCGCAAUCACAUGAAAGAAAUCAGCAUUGUUAAUUCGGCAGCCCAGCAAUCGAUCUGAAAAAUGAUUUGUGUGCCGAUUUCAAUGUUGUUGUUACUUGUUAUACCCUUUCCAGCUUCAUAAAAAGGAAAACCAAGACUCAGAGGGAAAGUUUUUGCGAACGAUGGGUCGGCGAGUUUCCACCUGCAUAUUCUCUGUCACUGUGUUUCUUGCCUUCCUAAUGGCGAGUUCGCAGGACGCAGGAGUGCGGCGGGCACUCAUCCAGUUCAUGGCGGAACUCUUUCCGGGAAACUUGACAAGAGACCCGGAUUUCGGUUGGAACACGACUUCGGACCCUUGUAAAGACAACUGGAGGGGUGUCACCUGUGAUGCUGCGUUACUUGUCGUGAGGAAAGUUGUUCUUGAAAAACUCAACCUAAAUGGAGUUCUUGAUGCUGCUUCUUUGUGUAACGUUACUUCCAUUUGGGUCUUGAGCUUGAGCAACAACAACUUGAGUGGUGGGAUACAAUCGGAGAUAUCGAAUUGCCGGGCUUUGACGCAUUUGUAUCUGGCUGGGAAUCGUUUCUCUGGUGGCCUUCCGUCGAGUGUACCGCAACUGGGUAAUCUGAAAAGGCUUGAUAUAUCGAAUAACGAUUUAUCCGGUCCACUUCCGAAUCUGUCGAGGAUAUCGGGUUUGAUUACUUUUCUUGCUCAAAACAAUCAGCUGACUGGAGGGAUACCGAAUUUUGACUUCUCCAACCUAGUCCAGUUCAACGUCUCCAACAACAAUUUCAGCGGUCCGAUUCCUGGCGAUGUCGAUAGCCAUUUCGGUUCAGACAGCUUUUCGAGCAAUAAGCUAUUAUGUGGAGAACCGUUGCCCAAUCUAUGUCCCCCACCGCCACCACCACCACCACCUCCUCCUCCUCCACCUCCACCUCCACCUCCACCUCCUCCUCCACUUCCUGUUGAUAAAAAGUCGAAAAGGCCGUCCAAAAGUGACUACCUUAUCUACUCUGGCUACGGUGUCCUUGGCCUCGCCUUGGUGAUCAUCCUCAUCGCUUACAUGUUGUUCAAGAGGAAAAAAGCUCCCGAAGAAGAGAACAGCGGCGGCACAACAAUCAACAAGACUAUUGGUAAUUCGAGCGAGUUCAAGACCAAGGCCGUAGGAAGGUAUACAUCGGAGUAUUCCAUGACAUCCCGUGAAAGUGCGAAAAACUAUUCGUCUCUUGUGGUCUUCUCCACUCCAUCAGUGGACGAGCUGAAGUUUGACGACUUGCUCAAAGCCCCGGCCGAGUUGGUUGGGAGGGGGAAGUAUGGGAGCCUCUUCAAGGUUAUGCUCGACGGCGGGGUGACUAUGGCCGUGAAAAGGAUCAAGAAUGUCGGGAUACCACGCGAGGAUUUCAAGAGGCAGAUGAGGAGGAUCGACGGAGUUAAGCAUCCGAAUGUGUUGCCGGUUAUAGCGUAUUAUUGUUCCCAGAAUGAGAAGCUGUUGGUUUAUGAGUUCCAGCACAAUGGCAGCCUCUUCAAGCAUCUUCAUGAAUCUCAAAAUGGGCAACUAUUCGACUGGGCAAGCAGACUAGGCGUUGCAGCCAGCGUUGCGCAAGCUCUGGCUUUCAUGCACGAGGAGCUUCGCGACGAUGGGAUCGCUCACGGGAACCUAAAAUCAAGCAACAUAUUGCUCAAUAAGGACAUGGAACCCUGCAUUAGCGAGUAUGGUCUUAUGGUGGUCGAAAAUGAUGAGGACCUGUCAGUCGAGUUCUCAGCUGACAGCAUCAGAAGCAACAAAACACCUACUACAACCCGGGGAUACAGUGCUUUCAAGGUAGACGUUUAUGCCUUUGGGGUGAUUCUGCUUGAGUUGCUCACGGGAAAGAUAGUCCAGAACGGUGGGUUCGACUUGGGGAAGUGGGUUCACUCGGUCGUUUGUGAAGAAUGGACAAUUGAGGUCUUCGACAAGGCCCUCCUCUCGGAAGGCGCUAGUGAGGAGCGAAUGGUGAAUCUGUUGCAGGUGGCGUUGAAGUGUAUAAAUCCAUCUCCAGAGGCUAGGCCAAGUAUUGGUCAAAUAGCUACAUUCCUCAACUCUAUCAAAGACGCAGAAGAAAGAUCGUUGGGCUCUGAACUAUGAUACAAAUUUUACCACAAAACAUGUGGAAAGAAGAUAAAAUUGGUUCAUGGGAAUUCAUUUUUUUAUGUCUAUAAACUCUAUUUUUGCAGGUCUGUUACGUUACAAAUUCUUUCACUGAAUCACUUAUGUGGAACAGUUAGUUCUGCUAGUCAAGGAUAUGAUGGAUCUUGAUACCUACACAUGGUUUUCUUUGAAUUUUGAAAUAAAUCCA